AACACAUUGUGUUGCGACUGACGUGCACGUGUGUUGUGGAAAAGAAAAUAGUUAUAAAAUUAGAAUUAUAUUCUACAUUUUGAAUUUCUUUGUCGAAACAAAAUUAUCAUUCAAAAUAGUCUUCGUAUUGAUAAUAUGAUAUAAGACUACAUUAAGCAUGCCUGAUAUGAAAUAUAUUUUAGUUACUGGAGGUGUUAUUAGUGGCGUGGGAAAAGGUGUCAUAGCUAGUUCUUUUGGCACAAUUUUAAAGAGUUGUGGUAUAGAUGUAACAUCAAUAAAGAUUGAUCCAUAUAUCAACAUUGAUGCUGGUACAUUUUCUCCGUAUGAACAUGGUGAAGUUUACGUUCUUGAUGACGGUGGUGAAGUUGACCUUGAUCUUGGGAAUUAUGAACGAUUCUUGGAUAUAACAUUACAUCGCGACAACAAUAUAACAACAGGCAAAAUAUACCAGCAAGUAAUUGAACGUGAACGUCGGGGUGACUAUCUCGGAAAAACUGUGCAAGUUAUUCCUCACAUCACUGAUGCUAUACAAAAAUGGGUUCAAAAAGUAGCACAAAUACCAGUUACGCCAGAUAACAAUCCACCAAGAGUAUGCAUAGUAGAAUUAGGUGGAACUAUCGGAGAUAUAGAAGGAAUGUGCUUUGUGGAGGCCUUCAGGCAAUUCCAGUUCAGAGUGAAGAGAGAAAACUUUUGUUGUGCCCAUGUAUCCCUGGUACCAAUGCCAAAAUCAACAGGGGAACCAAAGACAAAACCUACCCAGUCAUCAGUAAGAGAAUUACGUGGCUUGGGCUUAUCACCAGACUUAAUUCUCUGUCGAUCAGAAAAGCCAAUAAAUCACAAUAUUAAAGAGAAAAUAUCUAACUUCUGUCAUGUUGCACCAGAACAGGUUAUAUGUGUCCAUGACUUGACCUCUGUUUAUCAUGUUCCAUUAUUAAUGGAGGCACAAGGUGUUGUACAAUAUUUGAAUGAACGACUUCAAUUAAAUAUAUCUAUGCCUCGACCAGGAAGUUUUAUGAAAAAAUGGCGCAACCUUGCAAAACGUGUUGAAAAUCUCAGAAAGGAAGUGAACAUUUCACUUGUCGGAAAAUACACUAUGUUAGAAGACAGUUAUGCUAGUGUCACUAAAGCAUUACAGCAUGCAUGCAUUGCCGCUGGUUGUAAGCUUAAUUUGACUUACAUUGAAGCUGUUAAUUUGGAGAAGCAGAGUAAAAUAAAUGAUCCAGUAGGUUACCAUAAAGCUUGGCAAGACCUGUGUAAGAGUGAUGGUGUAAUAGUGCCUGGUGGUUUUGGACAAAGGGGAAUGGAAGGAAAAAUAGAAGCCUGUAAUUGGUGUAGGGAAACACAAAAGCCAAUGCUUGGUAUCUGUUUAGGAUUACAAGCAGCUGUUAUUGAAUUUGCUAGAAAUGUAUUGGGUUUGACUGGAGCAAAUAGUACUGAAGUUGACCCAAAUUGUGAUGAUAAAUUGGUUAUUGACAUGCCUGAACACCAUCCUGGAAAUCUUGGAGGUACUAUGAGGUUGGGUAAAAGGAAAACUUACCUUCAACCUAGUGUAGUAGCAUCAUUGUAUAAAAAGGAAAUUAUAGAAGAACGUCAUAGGCACCGUUAUGAAGUUAACCCAGAAUAUAUUGAAAAACUCGAAGCAGCUGGUUUGCGAUUUAUUGGAAAAGAUGAAACUCAAACUCGUAUGGAAGUGGCAAUUGUUGAUGGUCAUCCCUACUAUGUGACUGUACAAUUUCACCCAGAGUACCUUUCAAGGCCUUUAUCACCCAGUCCUCCGUUCUUAGGGCUUAUACUGGCUGCUACUGGAAAAUUAAAGCAAUAUUUGUCAAAGGGAUGCAGAUUCAGCCCUAGAAGUCAAUCUGAUGUGAGCUCAGAUGAAGGCGACCUUGAUGAAGAUAUAUCAUUAGCUUCCCUUAAUAUCACUAAUAAAAAUGGUGAUGUUGCUCCUGAAACAAAUGGAAUACAUUAAAUUUGUCAUUCUAGCCUAUAUGUGAACUACUUAUAUUUUAGAGUUAAGUGAAAAUUUUAUUUUAGCUGUUUUAUACAUUUUUUUUUAUGUAUCUUAUAAUAUAAUGUAUGUAUUACUUGCGACUAUAAAUCAAUUUCUUGAAUAAGUGAAUCAGUUUUUAAACACGUUUUUAAAAGUUUCAACUAUUGUCUGUUAUUUUAUAUACGAAAAUAAUUGAAUAUGUAUUUAUAUAUGUUUAAGUUUUAACUAAAUAUGUUUAAGUUAAGGUUUUUAACGGCGCGCGGUGACAUCUUUUAUGAUGUUUUAUUUGUUGGUUUUUCUUCAAUACAUAAAAUUAUAUAUACAUCUACAGAUCGUAUAUAUAAAAAUAAUAAAUUUAAAACUAAUUUGAUCAUAUGACGUUUUCUUUAUUUUAAAAAUAUAAAUAACUUUAAAUUUUUUUUUGGACAACCGACAGGAGUUAUGUCAAGUACUUACAGUAAAAGUGACUGUAGAUCGAAUACGUACGCGUACACUUCAAAGACAGACUUCACACUGCUAGAGUAACGAAACCUCUCUCCAAAAAGUGCUCAUCACGUUGAACAGCUUGUAUAUUUAUAUUUCAUAUAUCUUCAGGUUCAGCUGGGCUGUUAGGGGUCCAUAUCUGCGAUCUAGAUCCUCGAUUUUCGCAUGUUGCCAAAUACCUACCUGCCCACUUAUCGCGCUGCACAAUUUUUCAUAAUAUUGUAUAUUAAUAUCUCGCAUAUUCAUGGUAGCGCCGAAGAAAGCGGCACAGCAGUGCUUUUUUUCUGAUUUACUUGGUUUCCCGUGGGAAUGAGAAGUUUUCCCGCGGUAAAAAAAUGUCUUUUUACAAUUUAUGUAUUAUCUAUGUUUGUGCCAAAUUUCAUUAUCAUCGGUUCAGUGGUUUAGACUAUGAAAGCGUAGCAGACGGACAAAUCGACAGACGGACUGACUUUAAUUUCGAAUUUAUAAUGUUAGUAUGGAUAGUUAUAAAAAUCGAAUACUGUAAAUUCCUUAAACACAGCAUGUAACCUCCAUUCAGGAAAUGUGUUUUAGAAAUAUUUCUUCAUAUGCUCUAUUUUAAAUACAUAUUAUAAUAACAUUGAAAUAUACAAACUCAAUGUUGGUUAUUUCGCCUUGAUAGUGUCAUUUUCGUUGUUCUUAAGAGAAAUUGAAAUUUAAAUAAAAAAUUUUCAACAUAACCGAUAAUUUUACUCAUUUGCUAUUUUAAUAAUCGAAUCUCUGUUGUAAUAAGCAUAAUAAGCCAUUUAUUUAUUGCCUUCAUAUGAUUCAUAUUACAAAAACCAUACUAUUACUCUCCAGUAUAAAUAUUUUUUUUGUAUGUACAUACUGUAUCAAUAUCCAAAUUUGUUUUAUAAUCAUUAUGGUUGGUUGUUAAUAUUAUAGUCGUGAUUGUUUGGCUGUUAUCUAUAAAAUAUAUAUGUUUUAUGUCUUCAUUGUUAACAAAAAAAAACUUGAGCAAUAUUUUGAUAAUAUAUAUAAUUAUUUCAUGUUUUUGCCAGUACUGUAAAGAGCCAGUGCAUACUAUGUAACCAUUCCAGUUUAUUGUAUGUGUAAUAAAUGUAAAAUUUUCAAAAAACUCGAUUUCAA
Molecule: messenger RNA, 3580 nt
Organism: Zerene cesonia (dogface butterfly)
Lineage: Eukaryota; Metazoa; Arthropoda; Insecta; Lepidoptera; Pieridae
Product: CTP synthase-like
Exons: 10
Coding region: 158-1969 (603 amino acids)
Biological process (GO): pyrimidine nucleobase biosynthetic process; CTP biosynthetic process
Cellular component (GO): cytoplasm; cytoophidium
Molecular function (GO): CTP synthase activity; identical protein binding
Source: RefSeq, a predicted model, not a curated record